CCCAUUCCACCCAUGCCUUCUAGGUUGCACUUUACAACAUAACCUUUAUGGGAGUUUUUAGUUUUUUCUUAGGAUUUAAUCGCAACAAAAUUAACGUUCAAACAAUCCGCAAAAAUUCAGGCCCCUAAGAUGUAACGCGCCAGCCUGGUGGCGGCAGGGCGGAGCUCAGGGUCACGUGACUGUCUAGACCCGCCCCGCCCUCUGCAGCUGAAGACUUCUCCUCCCUCAGUGGCCGAGCCUGGAGGUCCGUGGUCUGUGCUGCUUCUGCGUCUCGCGCAGUGUCAGGUGAGCGGCGACCUGUAACCGGCGGCAGGUAAAUUAACACAAUGGAUUUCUCCAAGCUACCAAAAAUACGUGAUGAAGAUAAAGAAAGCACAUUUGGUUAUGUGCAUGGGGUCUCAGGACCUGUGGUUACAGCGUGUGAAAUGUCAGGUGCAGCCAUGUAUGAGCUGGUGAGAGUGGGCCACAGCGAGUUGGUUGGAGAGAUUAUCCGAUUGGAAGGUGACAUGGCUACUAUCCAGGUGUAUGAAGAAACUUCUGGUGUGUCUGUUGGAGAUCCUGUACUCCGCACUGGUAAACCCCUCUCUGUAGAACUUGGUCCUGGCAUUAUGGGAGCCAUUUUUGAUGGUAUUCAAAGACCUUUGUCGGACAUCAGCAAUCAGACCCAAAGUAUCUACAUUCCUCGAGGAGUAAAUGUGUCUGCUCUUAGCAGAGAUAUCAAAUGGGAUUUUACACCUUGCAAAAACCUACGGGUUGGUAGUCACAUCACUGGUGGAGAUAUUUAUGGAAUUGUCAAUGAAAAUUCUCUCAUCAAACACAAAAUCAUGUUACCUCCACGAAGCAGAGGAACUGUAACUUACAUUGCUCCACCUGGAAAUUACGAUACCUCUGAUGUUGUCUUGGAGCUGGAAUUUGAAGGUGUAAAGGAUAAGUUCAGCAUGGUACAGGUAUGGCCUGUACGUCAAGUUCGGCCUGUCACUGAGAAGUUGCCUGCCAAUCAUCCUUUGUUGACUGGCCAGAGAAUCCUUGAUGCCCUUUUUCCAUGUGUGCAGGGAGGAACUACUGCAAUCCCGGGGGCUUUUGGCUGUGGAAAGACAGUGAUUUCGCAGUCUCUGUCCAAGUAUUCCAACAGUGAUGUAAUCAUCUAUGUAGGAUGUGGUGAAAGAGGAAAUGAGAUGUCUGAAGUCCUCCGCGACUUCCCAGAGCUCACAAUGGAAGUUGAUGGUAAGGUAGAGUCAAUUAUGAAGAGGACAGCUUUGGUAGCCAAUACCUCCAACAUGCCUGUGGCUGCCAGGGAAGCCUCUAUUUAUACUGGAAUUACAUUGUCAGAAUAUUUCCGUGACAUGGGCUAUAACGUCAGUAUGAUGGCUGACUCCACCUCUAGAUGGGCUGAGGCCCUUAGAGAAAUCUCUGGCCGCUUAGCUGAAAUGCCUGCAGAUAGUGGAUAUCCUGCAUAUCUUGGUGCCCGUCUGGCCUCUUUCUAUGAGCGAGCAGGCAGGGUGAAAUGUCUUGGAAAUCCUGAAAGAGAAGGGAGUGUCAGCAUUGUAGGAGCAGUUUCUCCACCUGGUGGUGAUUUUUCUGACCCAGUUACAUCUGCUACUCUUGGUAUUGUUCAGGUGUUCUGGGGCUUAGAUAAGAAACUAGCUCAACGUAAGCAUUUCCCCUCUGUCAACUGGCUAAUCAGCUACAGCAAGUAUAUGCGUGCCUUGGAUGAGUACUAUGACAAACACUUCACAGAGUUUGUUCCUCUGAGGACCAAAGCUAAGGAGAUCCUGCAGGAAGAAGAAGAUCUAGCAGAAAUUGUACAGCUUGUGGGAAAGGCUUCUCUAGCAGAAACAGAUAAAAUUACUCUGGAGGUAGCCAAACUUAUCAAAGAUGAUUUCCUACAACAAAAUGGAUAUACUCCUUAUGACAGGUUCUGCCCAUUCUACAAGACAGUUGGGAUGCUGUCCAACAUGAUCGCAUUUUAUGAUAUGGCCCGUAGAGCUGUUGAAACCACUGCCCAGAGUGACAAUAAAAUCACAUGGUCCAUUAUCCGUGAGCACAUGGGGGAGAUCCUCUAUAAACUUUCCUCCAUGAAAUUUAAGGAUCCAGUGAAAGAUGGUGAGGCAAAGAUCAAGGCCGACUAUGCACAGCUUCUUGAAGACAUGCAGAAUGCAUUUCGUAGCCUUGAAGAUUAGAACUGUGAUUUCUUCCUUCCUUUUCCUCAGCAAGCUCUCAUAUGUGUAUAUUUUCCUAAAUUUCCCAUCUCAAACCUUUUGCUGCUUUACUGUGCAGCUUUGAGACUAGUGCAGCUUUAUGCCUCUUAUCAUUUGUUUCCCUGUUUAUUUUGUAGGUCUUAUACAAAACAUUCCUUUGUUCCAGUGUUCCUUUCUCCAAAGUGGUGAAUGUAGAAAAUAUGAUAUACAAUGGCUACACUACUGUAAAUUUGUAUGUAGGCUGACGUCCCUCCUUGUCCUAGGUUUGCCCUUUCCUCAUCGCCACUAAAUUUAAACAAGACUACUGCAUGUACUGUCUUUGCAGUGAAUUGGGGAUGAAAGGUCAGUUUUCUUUACAUUGUGACAGGUACUUUGUGAAAUGAUUUGAUAUCUGUCUACAUGGCAAGUUUAUUUGCAGCUUAGCAUUUUGCUAAGUAACUGCUUUGCAAGAAAUAUUUGCUUUUUUAAUAACAUAAAUGAUUAAUGUUUCAGUUUUGCAUUGCUUCCCCAGCAUAAAUCAGGAAUAUUUAUGGGGAACUGUUAGGAACUAUGUUGUUUUUAAAACAGGCAUUUUGGGGGCUCAGCAUAAUAUAUGGAUCAGUACCCUCUAAAAAAGUGAAAAAGGAGCCAGAUGGUCAAAUUUAGAUUAACAUCGUCUUGUUAAAGCUUAUUUUGUCUCACUAGGAAAAAUUCAGUAUCAAGGACUAUUCUGCAUUAUUAGGAAAGUCUUUUUAAAAUUACAUUUAGAACAAUCACCAAGAACUUGAUCCCCAUUAUACCCUUUUUCUUUUCCUCAAACAUCUUAGAAGCCUGAGCUUCUAAGAAUCAUGUGGCAGUGUGAUGGACACUAAAAUGUCACGAAGAAGAUAUUUAGGAGUAGUUAAAGGCUGUUUGCACAUUUAAGGACCGGCUGGGCUAUCGUGAUCCUUGGGACCAGAGUGGCAUUAUGUUUUUUCAAGAUAAUAGCGUGUGUCAUAUGUUCACAUGUUUGUUCCCUUAUUGAAUUUUUGAACAACCAGUUUACUAAUUAUAGAAAAUAAUACUUUCUUUCAUGUGGGUUUUGAUUCAUUUGCUCACAAGAGUCCUCAGAAUAUCUGUAGCCAUAGCAGCAUAACAGUUUCCAUUUGGUUUAAUAGGGAUAAAAUUGAUUCUUGUAUCUGCUGAUAGCAGAAUCUGAGUCAAGUGAAAAAAGAUCAUUUCUGUCUGUCUUUUAAGUAUUUGUACAAUAAGGCUCAUCACAGAACAGCCGAGAGCAACAGUUUUCCAUUAACUCUUUCUGACCAACAGUGCUGGCACCAUUCCUUCCUCUUUCUGAGAGGAAAGGGCAUGUGAACGUGUCUAACAAUCUCAAAUACCCC
Messenger RNA from Myotis brandtii (Brandt's bat), 3556 nucleotides. RefSeq names its product ATPase, H+ transporting, lysosomal 70kDa, V1 subunit A (gene ATP6V1A). Gene Ontology annotation, biological process: proton transmembrane transport; ATP metabolic process. The coding region runs from base 327 to 2180 and encodes 617 amino acids. The transcript is spliced from 15 exons. The record is from RefSeq and is a predicted model, not a curated record. Gene Ontology annotation, cellular component: lysosomal membrane; proton-transporting V-type ATPase, V1 domain. NCBI's taxonomy places the organism in Eukaryota, Metazoa, Chordata, Mammalia, Chiroptera, Vespertilionidae. Gene Ontology annotation, molecular function: proton-transporting ATPase activity, rotational mechanism; ATP hydrolysis activity; ATP binding.